AGGGAGAGAGAGAGGCCCUCCCCCACCGCUGCCUGUUCCUAAUUCCUUCCCCUGCCCCACCGAAAAGGCCAAAUCCCUCACAUCAACAAAGUUAAAAACACGAAAAAGAGGAGAGAAUGCCAUAUCUCCCCUCCUUUCCACUGUCAUCACAUGGAAUGGAAGUGGGGGUUUAAGGGAAAAAAAAAAGAAGGGAAAGAAAGAGAGAUAGAGAAGAAGAAGAGAGAGAGAGAGAGAGAGAGUGAGUGAGAAACCCUAGAUAGAUGGGCAUUCCUAAGGCCCAUCCUCCUCGCCCAAUCUCCUCUCCACCAACACCGUCUCUGUUCCCAAUCCUAACCCUCGUUCUCGCCAGCGUCGUCUCAUCCAUCUCUCCAUCCGCUGCGGCCGAUCUCUACGCCCUGAUCUACAAGGGCUGCGCAAAUCAGACUGCCGGCGGCGGCGCCUCCCAGCAAGCCCUCGCCGCCCUUACAUCCUCGCUCACCGCCCAGGCCACCACCGCCAAGUUCUACAAGACCACCACCUCCUCAUCCGCUGGAGGCCAGGCGAUGUUCGGUCUCUUCCAAUGCCGCGGCGACCUCAGCGCUUCCGACUGCUCCGCCUGCGUCGGCCGCGUCCUCCCCAUGUGGAGCUCCCUGUGCGGCCCCGCGGUCGCCGCCCGCGUCCAGCUCACUGGCUGCUACGCCCUCUACCAGGUCUCCGGCUUCCCCCAGGUCUCCGGCACCCAGAUGCUCUUCAAGACCUGCGGAUCCGGCGGCGGCAGAGGGGACUUCGAGCUGAAGCGCGACACCGCCUUUGCCCAGCUCCAGAGCGGGGUCGCCGGCGGGGCGGAGUUCUACGCGACGAGCUACGCGUCCGUGUACGCGCUAGCGCAGUGCGAGGGCGACCUCUCCACCAGCGACUGCGCCGAGUGCGUGUCCCAGGCCGUCCAGAAGUCCGAGGUGGAGUGCGGCGGCGCCCCCUCCGGCCAGGUCUACCUCGAUAAAUGCUACAUUAGCUACUCCUACUACCCCCACGGCAUCCCCCACGGCGGCGGAGCAAACAGCGAAGACGGUGGCGAUAGUGGUGGGAGGGGCAGCGGCGCUGGGUUUUCUGGUAAUCUGCUUGCUGUUUGCCCGGAGUCUAAUGAAGAAAAAAGACGACUUUUGAAGGUUGGUGGUGAUGGGUGAGACGUACGGGAGGAGUUGUAGAGGAGGAGAAAAGAAAAUUUUAGGGGGAGGAGGGUGUGGUGAAACGUGGGAAUGGUCGUUUUUCCUGCCGAGGGGGGAUGUGGGAUACAGAGGGGGGGUUUUGGCGUUUUCCUUGGGAUCCAGCAUGUGAGAGGAGCGGGGCAAAGGAGGGUGAGAAUUGAGAAGAGAAUAAUGUGUGUGUCUGUGGGAGCGCGGAGGUUGGGUUUGGGUUGGGGUGGUGGUAUUGAUCCAAUCUUUGGCUCUGUUCGAAGAUGCUCCUUGUCUCAUUUCCAUCAUGUAUAUCUCUGUCUCUAUAUAGAGAUGCUAGGAGUGCACACAAUCAUGGGUUUUUUUUUCCAAAUAAUUAAUCCAUCGGGAUAAAUUUUUGUUAAUUCAUUCUAGUUGUUUUGAUGUAUUAA
Molecule: messenger RNA, 1582 nt
Organism: Phoenix dactylifera (date palm)
Lineage: Eukaryota; Viridiplantae; Streptophyta; Magnoliopsida; Arecales; Arecaceae
Source: RefSeq, a predicted model, not a curated record